CUGCCUUUCAAUUUUCAACUACUUUCAAUUUUAUUUUUUUGCACACUUUAACAGCUAAACGCAGAGAAUGUCCAGAGCACUUCAGGGAAUAGUAGAUAUCGUCGAUACAAUUGGCAACACGCCAAUGGCCAGGCUGUCCAGCGUCGAGGGUCUUGGAGCAGCAGUAUGCUCGGCCGAGCUGGUCGGAAAGCUCGAGUACAUGAACCCCGGCGGCUCAAUUAAGGACCGCCUCGACACACAGGGGACACCCAAGGAUGCCCUACUGGUGGUUGCCAGUCCGGGCAACCUGGCAAUCAGUUUGGCGAUGCUGCAGCGUCGGCUCCUUUGCCUUGUCCCCGAGCGCACAUCCAGCGACCGCAUCCGGUUGCUCAAGGCGGCAGGUAUUACCGACAUUGUGCGCACGCUGGACGGGGCGCUGCCGGGCUCUCCCGAGCACCCAGUGCAGAUUGGGCGGCGAAUCGUCGAGCAGCGGGGUCACGGUGCAGUGUACAUUGACGAGGAGCAGGGCCAAUGGGAUUUGGCGUCGUGCUAUGAGGAAUUAGCGGCCGAGAUGGUUGCGCAUGACGCGCUAGUGCUGGGCGUUGACACGGGAAACGCCGCCACGCAUCUGGCGCGCGCGCUGCGCGAGACCACACCGGGUGUGCAGAUAGUUGGUGUAGAGCCAGCCAACUCAGCCAUUGGAGAGCAAGCCAUCAGGGCCAUUGAUAUGUGGAUGCAGGUGAGUGACGCUGUGGCGUACUCCAUGGCACGCAGGCUUAUUACUGGUGGCAUCCACGCUGGGCCCGCUGCCGGUGCAUCAGUGGCUGCAGCACUUGUGCUCCUUGGAGACACAGCGCGCAACUACAGCGACACGCUGCUUUCUGACGAGUGGAUGCUGACGCACGAUUUGUUGGACGCGCGCAUGCUUGGUGAUUUGCAGCGCAGGCAGCUUGGUCAGUACCGCGGCGCAUCGAUCGAGGAUCUACAGCUGCCUGCUGCCGUCACUGUGCGUGCAGAGGACUCGAUUGGCGCCGCGGUGGCGCUGAUGAGUGAGAACGACUUUUCGCAGGUCCCUGUUACUGGCGCACACCGCCGCCUUGUCGGGUAUCUGACGCUGUCUGCUGCACAGACACUGAUUGACAGCGGAGUGGCGUCGCCCAGCUCGCCAGUCAGCCGCUUUAUGCUAAGGUUUGCUGGCAGCGACAGUGCUGAGAAAAGGGGCAGUAACGUUCGUCACCGUCGGUACUGGCUGAUCACGCCUGAGACGCCGCUUAGCGAGCUGGCGCGCUUUUUUGAGACCCAUAGCGUUGCCUUUGUUACUGACGCGUCACGGAAGUUUUGUCUGGGCAUUGCAACCAAGCAGGACCUGAUGAGUUUUCUGAGCCGGCGCAACACAUUCCAGUUUUAAAAUAUUCAUAUAUACUAGCAUCACAUGUAAUAUAACUGAUAAUUGGUAAUAUUCCAACCAAAAAUAAAUAGCUG
Molecule: messenger RNA, 1461 nt
Organism: Kickxella alabastrina
Lineage: Eukaryota; Fungi; Kickxellomycota; Kickxellomycetes; Kickxellales; Kickxellaceae
Product: tryptophan synthase beta subunit-like PLP-dependent enzyme
Exons: 5
Coding region: 68-1387 (439 amino acids)
Source: RefSeq, a predicted model, not a curated record